AUGGGUUCAGAGUCACUAGGCCACAGUCUCUCCGAGAUUAUGAGCAACUACAACAACUCGUCGCUCUCCUCGCGGAGCAAUACGGAAAGCAAAUCAGAAUCCAUGAAGAGUGUCCCAAUGGCUUCGCAUUCAUCACCGACCCUUUUCUCGCAGACUCUGGCUGUACUCCAGCGUGAUAUCUUGGAGCGACGGCGAGCGUGGUGCAGCUCCCUUCUCGAAUUGCUGGUACCACUCAUCUGUAUUGGGUGCAGCGUCAUUCUUUCAUUUAUAUUUGGUGAGGCCAGCGAGAGUGAGCGCAUCUUUGUUGAUUACACGUCGCCUGCGCCCAACUCGGGGGCAUUUGACUACAGGGUCAAGUUCUGCUAUGACGACACGAUACUCGGUCUGGAUGGGGAGCCAAAUGUGAUACCGGGAAUUUCGAGUUGUAGUGCUCUGAACAGGUCGGUCGACUGUACGGGUGAUGAGAGCACCAUCCCAGUAAGGGGGCUUUGCACCAUCCCUCCGUUUGUACCGUUUGUGGAGUUUGUAGAGUCUUCACUCGGGUCCCUUAACGUCAUUCCGGAUCUUGACAACAUUCUUCUGUGCCACUGGAAUGCUGCCAAGCAAGCGCGGGGCGGAUCUUCGGACAACGGCAUGCUCAACAACGCUGGUGUAUCGUUCACCACUCACUACACUGCUGUAUCUACUGUUGGUUCUGUGUAUAUUGGCCCAUCUGAUAAGGUGCCCAGCGCACUCUUGAGCUACUUUAAUUCGGUAUCAACACUCUUUCGGUAUGUAUAUGCUGGGACGUACACUACCACAGAUGAUCUAAAGGACGCUGUGGCCAAGGGUGAAGUCUUUGCCAUUAUUAAUAUCAACAGCAUGACGAAUGCAAAGUUUGACGUGGAUAUACAGAUGCAUCAAGAUGCGUUUCCGUUGUUUAACGGAAUUGUCACGGUCAAUUAUCCCGGGGGGCUUCAGAGUGAAACGUCGGAGAUGUACCUUGUCUCGGGGUUCCUGACACUUCAGAGGAUCCUGUACGACUACUACCUGGAAUCCGUCGUCUCGGCUUCCGCUGUGAGGAGAUACUUUGUACCGUAUGUCAUGUCGAUGGGGUAUGGACCGUACCGGGUGUCAAAAAUGCUGGAGGCAUCGGGCAGGUUGGUAGCGUUUAUCAUUGUUCUCGGCUUUUUGUAUCCUGUGGUGCAGAUGGCGCGACGGCGUGUGCUAGAGAAGGAAUUGCGCAUCCGUGAGGCAGUACAGAUCAUGGGACUGAAGAAUAUUUCCAUGAACAUCUCGUGGUUCAUUAUUUGCAUCAUGUUCAUGUUCGUCAGCUCCAUCCUCUGUGCGGCACUUCUGCAGUUUUACCUGGCUCGGACGGAAUAUAUAGUUGUCUUCUUCGUCAUAUUCAUGUUCGCGCUGACAACGAUUCCGUUCGCAGGUCUAAUCGCCGCAUUCUUCAGCAAGUCCCGGUUUGCAUCCAUGAUGGCGCCGCUCAUCUAUUCUGCCGCAGCUGCUCCGAUUUCCGCCACGUGGGCAGUAUCUGCUUCGGCAAAUACAGUAUUCUGCCUUCUUCCGCCGACUGCCUUUUCCGUGGCGCUGGGGAUCUUGUUUAAUCACGAGGUUGGUGGCGGCUUUGGUCCAAGAGACUUCAACAAUCCACUUGAUGGUCCAAAUAUGACGUCAGUUCUUCUCAUGCUGACUGCAGAUUUUUUUCUGUACCUGUUGCUGAUGUUGUAUAUGGAAGCGGUGCUGCCACGUGAAUGGGGCACACCCGAGCAUCCGCUAUUCUUUAUCAUCAAACCGUGGAGGCACUUCUCUGGGCAGAAGAGUGAUAUUGAGGGAGGGCCCGAUGGGCGUGCCAUGAGUGGUGUCUUUGAGGGUGACUACCGCGACGAUGAAGAGAGGGUGUCUGCGGUGAAAUUGUUGGGACUGCGGCAGGAGUUCAAGCGUAACGGUCACCCUUUUGUGGCGGUUAACAAUCUCUACUGGGAACUCCCGGAAAACAGCAUCUCCGUGCUGCUUGGCCACAAUGGUGCGGGCAAGACGACGACGGUAAAUAUGAUCACGGGGUUGACAAAACCGGACGCUGGUGACUGUCUCGUGUAUGGCCUUUCCGUGCGUGAGGAAUUGGAGCGGGUACGGCAGGAGAUCGCCCUUUGCCCACAGCACAACAUAUUGUGGCCGACUCUUACAUGCCGCGAGCACCUGGAAUUCUUUGCACGCAUCAAAGGCCUCAAGGGUGCCGAGCUCGAAGACGCAGUGCAGUGCAUGCUACGUGAAGUGGGGCUGUACGACAAGCGGGACACCCAGUCAGCGGCGCUUAGUGGUGGGCAGAAGCGUAAGCUCAGUGUGGCGGUGGCGUUCGUGGGUGGGAGUCGGUUUGUGUUGUUGGACGAACCCACAGCCGGUAUGGAUGUGGCGGCGCGGCGCCAGACGUGGCAGUUGUUGCAGCGUAUGUCUGAGAGGCACACAAUCCUUCUCACCACACACUUCAUGGACGAGGCUGACAUUCUCGGCGAUCAAGUCGCCAUGAUGAAUCGAGGUUCGCUGCAGUGCUGCGGGAGCAGUCUGUUCCUAAAGUCCCGGUUGGGUACGGGUUACAAAAUCACUAUGUCGCUUCGUACUGACGCAAAUCGAAAAGAAAUUGAGGGUAUUAUUGUGCGCUUUGCUUCAGACGCGAAAUAUGCAUCCUCUAACCCUGUUGAGCUAACGUAUCACCUGCCGGUGUGCCAAGCGUAUGACUUUGUGCCGCUGCUCACCUGUCUUGAGAUGGUGUCAGGGGAGGUAGGCAUCCGCUUCUUCACGUUGUCGGCUUCAACGCUGGAGGAUGUUUUCCUCCGUAUUGUGGCAGAGAACGAGGGUGAGGCUCAGAUGCACGACGCUGAAAACAAGGAACUCUUGUGGCAGUGCGGUCGUGUGGAGUGGAAAUGGGGACUGGUUUCGAUGCAGUCCUUCGCCAUGAUGAAGAAGCGGCUCUCCUGCGCGCGGCGUGACUGGCAGAUGCUCAGCUUUCAAAUUGCCUGCCCGGUGUUGUGCGUUUUACUGGCGGUGCUUUUGGAUCUCAUGCGGGAAGUGCCGCCGUCAUCGAUGGAGUUGAGUCCUGCGGUGUAUCCCUUCGACACUAUGAGCGAUACAACGGGAUGUGCGCCAUUCUUCGACACGAUGAACUUUACUCCUGCGAACAGUACUACUCGGGUGCACAUGAGGGACCUUAACAUGGUGGACUCUAUGGAUAUGUCUUACUACCACGUCGACAACCAACUAGCUAACGCGUUUCCACACUAUACAUCGUUUAGCUGCAAUGACCCGGAAUAUGAAUCUAUGCUUGGUACUAAACCCAUUGUGAUGUUCUACAAUACCUCUGCCCCUCACGAAUCUGCAAUCGCGUUGAGUACAUUAUAUUCAAUGAUCGUGCAGACUGCGAAGGGUCGCGUGGCCGCGUCUAUGCGUACAACAGCAAAAUGGUUGUCAAGCACCCAAGUCCAUGAGCCCAUGGAUGAUAUCAGGACGAUUCUAAAGGGUGUCAUCAUUAUGAUUCCGUUCAGCAUUUUGCCUUCCAACUGCGUCGCGUGGGUGGUGAAGGAGCGUGAAUGCGGUGCGCGGCGCUUGCAGAAUAUUGCCGGCCUGCGUUUUCGUGUCUACUGGAUCAUGAACUUCUUAUUUGAUAUGGCUGCAUAUAUUGUAACGAUGUUGUUGGUAAUAGUCAUAUUGGCCAUAUUCAAUCAAAAGGAGUACGCUAGCUCUAACACAGUCGGUCCCACAUUUGUGCUGCUGUUCAUAUUUGGUUUAACUGGGACGGUAAUGGCUUACGCGCUGAGCUUCGGCUUCAAAACCCACACAGCUGCGCAGACCCUGGUGAUGAUCGUUGGGUUCUGCUUUGGGUUUCUGCUGGUGAACACCGUGUUUCUCCUCACUCUCAUGGACAGCACACGCGGUGUGUCCAACAAGCUUCGCUGGGUGUUCCGCUUCUUCCCAACCUACGCCGUGGGGGAAGGAAUCAUCAACCUCGCCACACUCCCGCUGGAGCAAUACACAGACCCCGGCCGCACAGCAUGGUCGAUGAAGGUUGUGGGUUGGCCGUGCGUAUUCAUGGCGAUCGAAUUUCCGUUCUUCGUAUUGUUUACCCUCUUGAUGGAUCACCCAGUGCUGCGUAUGCUGCUGCGGAGGCGUGGCUACAGUCCGCUUUCUUACAGCACAACUGUGCUUCAGGAGGACAGCGAUGUGGAAGAGGAGCGUGACUGCAUCUACACUCGGUUUGAAGGAGGUAGUGAGACGGAUGCCGUGACGCUGUUAGACAUGCGCAAGGUAUAUAGCAACGGGAAGGUGGCGGUGCAACGAUUGGCCUUCGGGGUUGUGAAGGGAGAAGUUUUUGGCUUCCUCGGUACCAACGGCGCUGGUAAGACCACCACCAUGUCAGUUCUGUGCCAAGACACUCUUCCAACUAGCGGCCGCGCUUUCAUCUGCGGAUACGACGUUGUAGAGCAGAGCGAAGAGGCCCGGGCAUGUAUCGGUUACUGCCCGCAAUUUGAUGCCUGUCUUGACCUCUUGACAGUGGAGGAGCACCUGCAGCUGUAUGCGAGCGUGCAUGGUAUUGUGGCAGAAGAGCAUGACGCCGUUGUAGAGACGCUGCUGAAUCUGUGCGGCGUCAGUGAGUACCGCACAACCUUGUCGUCUGAACUUAGCGGCGGCAACCGCCGCAAGUUGAGCCUUGCGGUGGCGCUGUUGGGCGGGCCGCGUGUGCUGCUGCUAGACGAGCCCACCGCCGGCAUGGAUCCGGUUGCGCGCCGCAGUGCGUGGAUGUCGAUUGCGCGCGUUUCGAAGUUCUGCUCCGUUCUGUUAACGACGCACCACCUGGAGGAGGUGGAACACCUUGCAAGCUGCGUUGCCAUCAUGGUAGACGGCGCGCUGCACUGUAUUGGCGACAAGUCGCACCUGAAGGACAAGUACGGCAGCGGAUACGAGCUGAGCCUUCGCAUCUCCAACAACUCGUGCUACAAUGGAGUGCGGGUGCUAAUGGAGGAGCAGUUCCCGGAGGCGGUGCUGAACGAGUACCGCAGUCUGCGGUUUGUGUACGCGCUUCCGAAGGAGACUCUUCUCUCGUCGGUGUUCGCGGUGCUGCAGGGGCAUGGGUCGGCGGCUGGCAUCACCGACUACAGCGUCACGGAGACGUCUAUUGAGCAGGUGUUCAUGCGCAUUAGCGAGGAGGCUGGGUUGGACUAG
This is a messenger RNA of Trypanosoma grayi, 5202 nucleotides long. RefSeq names its product putative ABC transporter. Bases 1 to 5202 code for a protein of 1733 amino acids. Gene Ontology annotation, biological process: transmembrane transport; lipid transport. Gene Ontology annotation, cellular component: membrane; intracellular membrane-bounded organelle. Gene Ontology annotation, molecular function: ATP binding; lipid carrier activity; ATP hydrolysis activity. The record is from RefSeq and is a predicted model, not a curated record. NCBI's taxonomy places the organism in Eukaryota, Euglenozoa, Kinetoplastea, Trypanosomatida, Trypanosomatidae. The transcript has a single exon.